Messenger RNA from Branchiostoma floridae (Florida lancelet), 3917 nucleotides. Its product is annotated as low-density lipoprotein receptor-related protein 2-like. NCBI's taxonomy places the organism in Eukaryota, Metazoa, Chordata, Leptocardii, Amphioxiformes, Branchiostomatidae. Bases 219 to 3917 code for a protein of 1232 amino acids. The transcript has 21 exons. The record is from RefSeq and is a predicted model, not a curated record.
UAGCGGCACACAACAUUCAGAGCUCGGACCUGUACGGGUUCAAUCGGCGAACCUUGGUCAUCCGUUCCAACACUCGUUUCUUCGGUCUCAGCCUCCAUGUCCAUGACUUGUUUUGGACCAGCCGGUCCGACUUCAUAGGAAUAAACGCAAAAUCACAAGAGAGCCAGGGGUCUAACCGAAUUCUUGCCGACGGUUUCUCGAAUCUAAGAGGCAUAGCCAUGUAUGGGGCUGGCUUACGGACCGACGUUACGAACGCUUGCACAGAUAGCGGUUGCAUGGACAUGUGUCUAGCUCGCCCCGGAGGAAGAACUUGCAUCUGUAGAGCAUACUUCGUCCUACAGAGCGAUAACACCACGUGUGCUCCUCCUGAAAUAAAGGCCCCGAGCUACCUUUGGAUCAGUCUUUUGGAGGGAGGCACGACAGUGGUCCGUAUGUUUGAAGGGAACAGCAGCAGCAUUAGAGCGCUAGCACAACAAACCGUCACGGUCACCAACCUGCUGGCUGCAAAGUCUCCGUCAAUCGUUGUGUCCCUUGACUACGACAUACGUCAGGGUCUUGUUUUCUGGAUUGAUGUCGGACUGAAGGAAAUACAACAGGUUAAUGUCAGGACUGGAAAGGUAACAGCACUGAAGACUGAGAUUUCGACUGGAGCAGAGGUUCUCGCUACCGAUUGGGUCAACCAAAAUCUCUACUACACCGACUUCAACUACAAUAGGAUAGUCAUGAUCUCAUAUAGCUCAGACAGCAGCAACGGUAACAGUCACAUCAUCUCUGAAACAGGUCUGGAUAAACCAAGAGGUAUCACCGUGGACCCAACAGCAGGAUUGUAUUUUGCCGACACCGAGUUGGACACCAUCUCUUCAUGUGACUUUGAUGGCGGCAAUCGGGAAGAGUUUUACUCUCUGUCCGGGACACAUUUCUACGACAUCACUUUUGACGGUGAAGAGAUAAUGGCCACUGAUUGGUCUGACAGUACCAUCAACUUCAUCCACAACUCACGGAACAUCCUAGCCUACGGUGCCGGGUCUGUCAAUAGGGUGUUGGGGGUAGAGUUCUACCACGAGAGCAGACAGCCAAGUGGACAAUCUGACUGCCAGGUUAACAAUGGCGGCUGUCAGCACACCUGUGUCGGGGAUCAAAGUGGACACAAGUGUCUCUGUCUACCUGACUACAACCUGGCGGAAGAUCAGAAGACGUGUGUGCAAAAUGGUCACCUCUUCGACAAGGCUCUCCUUGUGUCCACGGAUGAGGGCAUACUGCGGUUCCCACACAAUCUAGUCGACCUUCCUAAAACUGCGGACUCUACAUCGACUGUCUUGGUGACGGGAGGGAAGACUGUUGCUAUGGAUUUCAAUUUCAACGAGAAAGCCAUCUACUACGCAGAAGACGUCAACGGUCAAAUGCAGAACAUCAAAAAGUUCGAACUGGCAAGAAGUAGCUCUGUUGAAAUCUACUCGGGAGGACAAGGAAUAGCAGGAAUAGCCGUUGACUGGGUUACGUCUAACGUAUACUGGACGGAGGGUAGUACUAAUGGCUCGAUCUCUGUUGCUCGACUGGAUGGAAGUUCUAGGAAAAUUCUAAAGGAACAUCUGAAUGACCCAAGAGGGAUCGCUGUACAUCCAGGACUGAAAUUGCUUUAUUGGACGGAAGUUGGUGGUUCCACCCCUCGUAUUUCCCGUUCUACUCUCGCUGGAACCGAACAGGAAGUCAUCAUUUCGUCAAAUCUUGGAAUAGCCAUAAGCAAGCCGACUGCUCUCUCCAUCGACUUCCUUAAUAGCAGAGUUUACUGGGCUGACAGUGACACAGGCACCGUCAUGUCGUCAAACCUUCGCGGUAAGGAACCCCAACAACACUGGUCAAGCAACGGCGGAGAACUCUUCGGAAUAGCCGUCUACAAGGACUUUAAUUUCUGGACGGAUCGUACGAACCGGACCGUCAGUAUCGGGUUGAGGAGCACGUUAGAAAAGACGGUCCAGCUUCAGACAACUCCUCACAGCGUCCGCGUGUUCGACGGCAGUGAACAGCCACUCUCUAGAGGUCCAUGUGAUCUUCAAAAUGGCGGCUGUAACGAGUUGUGCCUGCCGACAACCACGGACCGUAAAGUCUGCGCCUGCGCAGAGGGUCAUCAGUUGAAGCCAGACGGUUUAACCUGCAUCAACCCUGCCAAUGUACCGAAAACAACACCUGCAGUUACAACCCAAGCAAGAACAACAACAGUUGCAUCACCAGUACGAGCCACGUCCUGCACGAAGGACACCCUACCGCCGGUCACUAACGGUGAAUUCGGCCGCUGUCCAGUCACAGCAAACGUCAUGAAGUGCUAUGUCGUCUGUCGGCCUAACUACAGACCAACCGCCAGGACCAUCACAUGUCUACCAGAUGGCAACUGGAACAUAACUACGGAGUACGCCUGUGCAAGAGCUGAAACACCGGAUGCAGUUUCCAUCCCCGUGUCCUUCAACAUUCCAAACGUCCCUUGUACCAAUGACGUCUCAACGCUACGCUCAGCAAGGAUAAGUCUCAUCAACAACUUUCGACGGCAAGGAAUCUGCCAAACAGCUUUGCAAACUAACGUUGACUUGUGCAAUGCUGAUCAAAUAGCAGUGUCAUGUUCUGACAGCAGUACACGAAAGCGAAGAGCACCAGAACACGUUGGUGUUCUCCAACUGUUGGCAGCAAUGUCAAAAGAUAGUCACAGUCGUAAGCCUUCGGCUAAAAUAACAUUGAUGAAUGAGGCUAAAGAAUCCAUCCUACAAUAUAAGGAAGCAUAUAGAAAGAAGCGAGAAUUAGGUCUCGAAGAGAAAGACAUUGCUUCAUCAUUGACAGUGGGUAACAACGAUGACGUAGUGAUGCAUUUGGUCAAGAAAGAUGUGGUCGGAGUCGGAGAAAGCAGAAUCUGGUCAGACAGGGUCAAACGAGCCAGCAACGGUUUGGACGUGGACAUUGAGGUCAAGGCUACUCCGGACACGUCGGACGGAAACGUUGAGGACAGCAUCAGCAAAGCUCAGGCCAAAGUACAGGAUGUUGUAGAUGAGAUCAGGAUGGAGGUGACGUCAGGGAACGUUGCCGUAAAUGUAGAUGGGCAGACCUACCCGGCAGAUCAAAACUCAUUCACGGCAAAGGCUUUGAAGUAUGAAUGUCCAAGCGGAACCGUGGAAAUAGAUGGAGGCUGUGGGUCAGUACCACAGAAAGACGGAACCAAUACCGCAGCUGUGGCAGUUGGUGUCAUCGUGGCCUUGCUGCUUUUAGGUGCCAUCUCGCUAGGUGGCUACAUAUACUACCGCAGACAGCAGCGCAAGCUACCAGGACAAAACGUCCGACUCAAAGACUUGGAGACGCAGGAGAAUCCAGUAUAUGGCAUGGGCGAAUCCCUUCCCUACAACACAGGUCUAAGGCUUGAAGAAGGUGCCGAUGGUGGGUUCCUAGACCUGACCAAAGCUCAACCCGAAAACGUCGUGGAAAUAGAAGCUUUGCCCGAGAAGCUUGCUCUGUCUUCACCCGAUAUGGAGGGCGGAUUUGAUGACGGCAAGCUUUCCAAAGAAGAUGCGGCACAAGACGAGCACGUGGCGCCCGCUCCAAGUGCACCAAUCGCUGUGAACGGCGUCGCCAAUCUCUCAGUUGACGGAUUGAAGAAAAUCGCCAACUGGGAAACUUUCAAUGACGGUAAGCCGCUCUCCGAGGCUCCAUCUCCACCGGAGUACGAGGGUGCUGUUCCCGGUGCACCCUCGGCACAACAGCUCGGUACCGAUCCCGCGGACGUAUCUCCCAACGACUGGGAGACAUUUGAAGACGACAAGCUGGCAAAGGAAGCUGCCGCCGCCCAACAAGAGCUGGAGACCGAGACUCCGGGCGAUUACACCGAACCGGGAGGUAUAAGCAACCCUAUGUAUGCCUCCAAGGGACAAGGAAAUGCGUAA